Molecule: messenger RNA, 2312 nt
Organism: Colletotrichum scovillei
Lineage: Eukaryota; Fungi; Ascomycota; Sordariomycetes; Glomerellales; Glomerellaceae
Product: prenylcysteine oxidase
Exons: 3
Coding region: 453-2117 (554 amino acids)
Biological process (GO): prenylcysteine catabolic process; prenylated protein catabolic process
Molecular function (GO): prenylcysteine oxidase activity
Source: RefSeq, a predicted model, not a curated record
GGUUGCGAAGGCCAAGUGCCUCAUCUACCAAGAUCCAGAAUCCAUACUUAGACCGUCUUUUUACUGGAUAAACUCAUGCAUAGAAUAAAGCAGAGUAUUAUGGACGGCCCAUUUACCGCCUCCUGUUCAGUUUCUUGCUGCAACAUCUCCGUUGGUCGUACCAAAGGCGAGCUUCACCUGCACUAGAUUCCAGAGCUACCAAAGUAAAGCAGCGGUUUGUUUACUCACCCUGAGUUUAAUUCAUUUGGGGACCUUCCGGAGACACGCCGGAGACAUCUCACAUAUGACGAAUCUAUUUCAUGCUCUUCUUUCAUCCUGUUCAUCUUCCAAGCGUACUUAAACGUACCGCUGACACAGUUCUUUCUGACCAGUCAUUCCCAUCUCUCCCUUCUCCCAUCGUCUUCAUCUAGUUCUGUGAUUUGGUAUUUGUAGUCUUCAAUCUACGCGACAUUAUGUGGGGGUCCAAGCUCUCAGCUGUGCUGUCCGCGCUCAGCUUGACACAAUCCGUUCCUGCGACUGAGCUUGAGCAGGUUGUCACCGAGAAUGGCGUGAAGCAAGUGGCCAUUAUUGGAGCGGGCGCCGGUGGUUCUUCCGCGGCCUACUACCUCCAAAAGUUCGCCGAAGCCGAAGGUCUUCCCGUAAACAUUACUGUGUUUGAAAAGACCGACCGAGUAGGAGGCCGGACGUUGACCGUCGACGCUUACGGCAACCCGCUCGAGCCGGUUGAGCUGGGCGCUUCCAUCUUCAUCGAGGCCAAUCACAUCAUCUAUAAUGCCAGUAUCAACUUUGGGCUUCCCCUGAAAGAGCCAGAGUCUGGCAGUGACGGCUUCCUGGGCAUUUGGGACGGCGAGAAGUUUGUCUUUUCCCAAGACGAUAGUUCCUGGAACUGGUGGAACUUGGCCAAGCUCUUCUGGAAGUACGGCACCGCCCCGUACAAGGCGCAGAAGCUCGUGCAGUCGACCGUUGCGACCUUUUUGCAGCUCUAUGAGAAACCUCACUUUCCUUUCCGAUCGCUCACGCAAAGAGUCUUCGAGCUGGAUCUUUUGAAGGCAACUUCCGUUACUGGGGAGCAGUUUCUUGCCAACAACGAUAUCAGUGAACUUUUCUCCCACGAUAUCAUCCAGGCAGCCACUAGAGUCAAUUACGCAUCUAAUCUGAAGUACAUCCACGGUCUUGAGACAAUGGUCUCUCUUGCCCCUGAAGGCGCUCGGCAAGUCAUUGGGGGCAACUGGCAGGUUUUCCAGACAAUGCUUCAAAGGAGUAACGCAACACUGCAUCGCAACACUUCGGUGACAUCGAUCGCCGUGAAGUCUGGCCCUUCUAGCUCCAAGUAUCUACUUUCAACCAAAGACGCUCAUGCUGAAGCCGAGACAGAAUCGAACCAGUACCCGAUUGCUUUCGACAACGUCGUCAUUGCGACGCCUUGGCAGUAUGGAGAUAUCAGCGUCUCAGAGGAUCUUUUCCAGCACAAGAUUGAUGAGGUUCCUUAUACCAAGCUUCACGUCACCCUUUUUGCCUCACCGUUCCACCUCUCCCCGGAGUACUUUGGUCUCGAACCUGGUUCCAAGGCACCCGACUCAGUCCUCACAACGCUCGGCCCCGAUGACGAGGCAAAGGCUGGCUCUGAAGGUGCUGGCAAGGCUGGCUUCUACUCUGUCAGCACCCUCAGAACCGUUACAAACCCCGACACUCUCAAGGACGAGUUUCUCUACAAGAUCUUCUCUCCUAAGAAGGUGACGGCAGAGUUUCUGUCAAAGCUGCUUGGCGUUGAAGUGCCGGCGUCCAUUGUUGCGGGCAAAAAGUCAGGGGAAGCUGGCCAGCGCACUGUUGAACCCAUCUCUUGGUAUUACCCGCAUGUGUUCAACUCAUACCCCAUUGAAUACCCGCGUGUCACUUUCCAAGACCCCAUACUGAGGGACGGACUGUAUUAUCUUUCGGGUAUCGAAAGCUUCAUCUCGUGUAUGGAGACCAGCGCGUUGAUGGGAAUGAACAUUGCAAAGUUGAUCGCCGACGAUUUCUCAGAGGCCAAGGAGACACUCGAGAAGAUUGAGGUUGAUGGUGCGCAGGAGGUACUGGGGCAAUUUGAGAAGGAGGCGCCUGUGGCUGAGGAGCUGUAAUUGCUCUGGGUUGAACAGUUUUGUUUCCUUCUGUUUGUCUGGUGUCUUUCAGCACCGCGCUCUAUUCACUAUUGCAACAUGCGUAGGACGCAGUAAUCUCAGAGGACUGUACAGAAUGAUACUUGUUGUUGGGUAUUCUGUAUCAGAUUGUGUUCCCUUACUCGACUUUCUUCGAGAGAGAAAUAUCCUCAAUUG